AAAACAUUUACUCUUGUUAUGUAACGAUGGACCAGAAGCUAUGGGCGGCUGUCUUUCAUCUAUCAUGACUCUGGAAGACGGCCACUGAAACUGUGUUUUGGUUUAAAGACUCUUCAGCUACAGGACGGUGCCACACUGAGCUGUGACCAGAUGGAGGUGAAUGUGGUUAAAAAACGCCAUCGCACACGAUCCAAAGGAGUCAGAGCCGCCGUGGAAGCCGUGACUCAGGAGUUAUUCAGCUGUCCCACUCCGGGCUGCGAUGGCAGCGGUCACGUCAGCGGGAAGUACGCCAGACACCGCAGCGUCUACGGCUGCCCGCUGGCCAAGAAGAGGAAGGCUCUGGAAAAACAACCGCUGGAGCCGGCUGCCAAGAGGAGGCCCUUCCUCACCUCCUGCACAGGGGAGGAGGAGGCCGGCGCCUACACCAGCUAUGGGAAUGGAGCCAUGAAGGUGGGGGCGGAAGGGAAGGAGCAAGGGGAGGUAGCGGAGGAGGACGAGGAGGAAGAGGAGACGGAGAGAGAAGGCGACGAAGAUGGGGACGUGGAGGACGAGUUCUCGGAGGACAACGAGGAGCAGGAAGAGGAUGACGAGGAGGAAGUGGAGGUGGAGCGAGCGGGUACGACAAUGGGAGGACGGCGGGCGGAGGAAGAGGAGGACGACGACGACGACGAGGAGGAGGAGGGGAUGUAUGAGGAGGAGGAAGAAGUGGAGGAUGGUGACGAUGAGGAGGACGAGGAAGACGAGGAGGAAGAAGAGGAGGAGCAGCAUCGUCAGCAGAACCACUACAAACCCGGCGGACAAUCAAAGCUCCUUCCGAUUCAGAAGGACGACAACAACAACCACAGCUGCGCCAUCGGCGCCGGCAACGGCACCGGAGAGGAUUGCGAGAACUACGACGAGCUGGUUGCCAAGUCGCUGCUCAACCUGGGGAAGAUCGCGGAAGACGCCGCCUACCAGGCCAUGACCGAGUCCGAGAUGAACAGCAAUUCCUCCAACAGCGCAGGGGAGGACGAGGACGACGAGGAGUACGACGGCGGCCAUCGCGGCCGUCGGAAGGGCGAGCUGAGCGUGGACCUGGACAGCGACGUGGUCAGGGAGACGGUGGACUCCCUGAAGCUCCUGGCACAGGGACACGGCGCCAUGCUGCCCGAGGACGGCUACCCGGAAGGCGUCAUGCUGGACGACAUCGCCCACGCCAACGGGAGGCCCGGCGGAGGGGUGAGGGUUCAGGCGGAGGAGAGCGAGGAGGAGGUGUGCCUCAGCAGCCUGGAGUGCCUGAGGAACCAGUGCUUCGAUCUGGCUCGGAAACUGAGCGAGACGCAGGCGUGCGAUCACCCCGCCCUCCACGCGCUCCACCACCAACUCCAAAUCCCAACGGACCAUCAGGUGGUGCAUCACCUGAACAGGUACGACAGCUGUCAGCAGAGCGCGCAGGAGGAGCAGAGGUCUCUGGAACGCAGCUACUCCGACAUGGUGAACCUGAUGAAGCUGGAGGAGCAGCUGAGCCCGGGGUCCAGAGGUUACCCCACCAGCUGCAGCCAGGAGGGCGACGAGGACACCACGUCGGUGGCCUCCGACCGCUCGGACGAGACUUUCGACAUGGCCAAGGGGAACCUGUCGCUGCUGGAGAAGGCCAUCGCCCUGGAAUCGGAGAGGGCGAAGGUCAUGAGGGACCGCAUGGCCUCGGAGCACUCGUUGCCCCGUCGGGACCACCACCACCACCACCACCGGGGCCACGGCGAGCACGGCUCCCGGCUGAGCUGCACCGGCGAGGAGCGCAAGUCCAGGAUGCACCACGACGGGUUGAAGAGGGCGUACUACCCGAAAGACUCGUCCAGGGGGGAGAAGAAGGAGAGCAAGUGUCCGACGCCGGGCUGCGACGGCACCGGUCACGUGACGGGUCUGUACCCGCACCACCGCAGCCUGUCCGGGUGUCCUCACAAAGACCGGGUCCCGCCUGAGAUCCUUGCCAUGUAUGAGAAUGUUUUAAAGUGCCCCACUCCCGGCUGCUCUGGACGGGGUCAUGUCAAUAGCAACAGGAACUCGCACCGCAGUCUGUCCGGCUGUCCCAUCGCUGCCGCAGACAAGAUGGCGAAGGUCCACGAGAAGAUCCUCCCGACGGAGAGCGGCAGUAAGACCAAUCAGACGUCAGACCGCGUCCUCAGGCCGAUGUGCUUCGUCAAGCAGCUGGAGAUCCCUCAGUACGGCUACAAGAACAACGUGCCCACCAGCACGCCGCGGUCCAACCUGGCCAAGGAGCUGGAGAAAUACUCCAAGACCAGCUACGACUACGGCGGCUACGACGGCCAGCAGGGCGGCUACGGGAAGAGAGGCCCGGCCACCAAGGCCCACCACGGCCGAGACUCCUCCCCCAAAGGAUACGACGCUAAGCGCUACUGUAAGACGUCGAGCCCGGCCAGCAGCACGACCAGCAGCUACGCUCCCAGCAGCAGCAGCAGCCUGAGCUGUGGAGGAGGAGGAGGAGGUGGAGGAGGAGGUGGAGGAGGAGGAGGAGGAGGAGGAGGAAGCAGCGCCAGCAGCACCUGCAGUAAGAGCAGCUUCGACUACACCCACGACAUGGAGGCGGCCCACAUGGCGGCCACGGCCAUCCUCAACCUGUCCACCAGGUGCAGGGAGCUCCCUCUCGCUCUGGGAGGGAAACCCCAAGACCUAUCUUCCCUCCAGAGUCCCGUCGGCGACAUGGACGGCGGCGGCGGCGGCGCGGUGGACGUGACGGGUCAGCCCGGCGGGCCGGAGGGCAGUGGCUCGGUUCUGACCCCCCUGGAGCCCAUGUCGCCCCAGAGGCAGGCGCUGCUCAGCAGCCGCUGCUACCAGCUGAGCGACGCCGACUGCUGGGACCUGCCAGUGGACUAUACCAAGAUCAAACGCCUGGGGGACGAGCAGGACCACAAGGAGGGCGACGAGCUGGACCCCUUCCAGGAGCUGCUGGACGAGCAGCGCUACCCGGCCGAGGUCACCAUGCCGAGCCCCAAACACCACAAGUACCCGUCCUGUAAGGAGAGCAAGAAGGAGCUCAUCACGUUGUCAAGCUGCCAGCUGGCCGACAAGAACAUCCGCGGGAUGAUGACGACCAACUCUCAGGACCUCAGGUGUCCGACCCCCGGCUGCGAUGGAUCUGGACACAUCACUGGAAACUACGCCUCCCACAGGAGUCUGUCCGGCUGUCCACGAGCCAAGAAGAGCGGCAUCAAAAUCCUCCACAGCAAAGAGGAGAAGGAAGACCAGGAGUCAAUCAAGUGUCCGGUGCCGGGCUGUGACGGACAGGGUCACGUGACGGGAAAGUACGCCUCCCACCGCAGUGCGUCCGGCUGCCCCCUGGCGGCGAAGAGGCAGAAGGACAGCUACGUCAACGGCUCGCAGUUCGUCUGGAAGUCCGGCAAGACGGACGGCAUGAGCUGCCCGACGCCCGGCUGCGACGGCUCGGGACACGUCAGCGGGAGCUUCCUGACCCAUCGGAGCCUCUCCGGGUGUCCCCGGGCCACGUCGGCCAUGAAGAAGGCCCGGAUGAGCGGCGUGGAGAUGUUGACAAUCAAGCAAAGAGCAAGCAAAGGCAUCGAAAACGAUGAAGAAAUCAAACAGCUGGAUGAAGAAAUCAAAGAUCUGAACGAGUCCAACACUCAAGGGGAGUCCGACAUGAUAAAGCUGAGGACACAAAUCACCACCAUGGAGAGCAGCCUGAAGUCCAUCGAGGACGAGAACAAGGUGAUCGAGCAGCAGAACGACUCGCUGCUGCACGAGCUGGCCAACCUCAGCCAGUCGCUCAUCAACAGCUUGGCGAACAUCCAGCUUCCACACAUGGAGCCAAUGAAUGAACAGAACUUUGACACUUAUGUGAGUACAUUGACAGACAUGUAUACUCACCAGGACCAGUACCAGAGCCCGGAGAACAAGGCGCUGCUGGAGAACAUCAAACAGGCCGUUCAGGGCAUCCAGGUUUAG
Molecule: messenger RNA, 3960 nt
Organism: Cyclopterus lumpus (lumpfish)
Lineage: Eukaryota; Metazoa; Chordata; Actinopteri; Perciformes; Cyclopteridae
Gene: myt1la
Product: myelin transcription factor 1-like, a
Exons: 23
Coding region: 151-3960 (1269 amino acids)
Biological process (GO): regulation of transcription by RNA polymerase II
Cellular component (GO): nucleus
Molecular function (GO): DNA-binding transcription factor activity, RNA polymerase II-specific; zinc ion binding; RNA polymerase II cis-regulatory region sequence-specific DNA binding
Source: RefSeq, a predicted model, not a curated record